Molecule: messenger RNA, 1698 nt
Organism: Mollisia scopiformis
Lineage: Eukaryota; Fungi; Ascomycota; Leotiomycetes; Helotiales; Mollisiaceae
Product: prolyl oligopeptidase-like protein
Exons: 5
Coding region: 1-1698 (565 amino acids)
Source: RefSeq, a predicted model, not a curated record
AUGCAUUUCCAAUUAAUUCCUUCCUGCUUUGCAAUUGCAUCUCUUUGUGGCGCGGCCAUCGCGAGCUCGCAACUUCCUACAGUCGACCUUGGAUAUGCGAUCUAUCAAGCAACUAUCAACCCUCCAGUUGGUGCCCUGCGCUUCGCGCCCCCUCUCCCACCAGUAGGCCGCAACGCAACCAUCAAUACUGGUCAAACUGGCGUUAUACCUGCACAAGCAAAUCCAGCCUGGGAAGUGAUCGCUGAGCUUUUUCUCGAUGCUUAUUUGACGGGCCAGAACAUCUCCGAGUUCACAAAUGAAACUUCGGCCCUUGCUCUCCUGUCAAAUUUAACUGCGCCAGCACCAGAUCCUAGCGUCUCGGAAGACUGCCUCUUUCUCGAUGUUAUCGUGCCAGAAAAGAUAUUCAAUGGAAGUUCGAGCGUGGGAAAGACUGUCAAAGCAGGUGCUCCUGUACUUGUUUGGAUAUAUGGUGGUGGUUACACAGAAGGAUCUAAGCUUUCUGCUGGUGAUCCUGCCAGUCUGGUUGCCAGAAGCCAGCUCGAUGGAUCUGAGGGGGUCAUUUUCGUUGCAAUGAACUACCGUCUUGGUCUUUUCGGCUGGCUUUCUGGGAACAGUGAGGUGACUGACAAUGUCGGUCUUCUCGAUCAAAGAUUAGCUCUUGAAUGGGUCCAGAGUAACAUCCAUCUAUUUGGAGGCGACCCAUCUCGAGUAACCGUCAUGGGAGAAUCAGCUGGAGGUGGAUCUAUCAUGCAUCACAGUACGUCAGACUCUGCCCUUGUCACUUCAUAUGGAGGCAAAGGUCCUGCGCCCCCUUUCCAACAAGCAAUUCCUCAGAGUCCUGCUUUCCAAAUAAUGGUCCCAGAGCAGAGCAAAGCAAUUUUCUCCCAAGUUCUUGGUAACGCUUCGAUCGUUGCAGGCAAGACAAUCUCUUGCGCCGAAGAUCUUCGAGCCCUUCCUUUUGAAGUGCUUGCUGCUGUGAACACUCUCAUGGUUGGGAACUCGAUGUAUGGCACCUUCACCUUCGGACCGGUCGUUGAUCCAUCUCCAAAUUCCUACGUUCCAGACUUACCCUUACGUCUUGUUGCUGAAGACAAAUUCCACAACGUCAGCUUAAUGGUUGGACACAAUUCAGAUGAGGGCCUUCUGUUCACACCCCCAUUCGUCCAGACUCAAGCCGAAUUCGUUGACGAAUUUGCAACACUGUUCCCCACCGCCAAUGCUUCAACAAUCUCAUACCUCACUGAGACAUUGUAUCCUCCUGUGUACGACGGAACUUACGGAUAUACCGACGCAAUUGGUCGAACCUCAUUGGCCAUAUCCGAUUUCUUAGUUGGAUGUAAUGCACAUUACUUGGCUUCCAUGCUCUCACCGAGCUACGCAUACCUAUUCGCGGUUCCACCAGCUCUACAUGGUGAGGAUGUCCCGUACACAUUCUUCAAUGGAGACACGAGUACUUCGGAUGAUGGCUUGCCUGUAAGCAGUGAGGUUGCGACGGCUUUUCAGAGGUACUUGACGACGUUCGCAAUGACUGGGACCCCAGUGUCGGAAGGGUUUCAGACAUUUUCCAGGUAUGGCCAAAAUGAUACGGUGACGGAGAUCAAUCUCGUGGAUUUCGGGAGUCAUAUCAAAGACCCAGCUGCCAGAUCUGUUUGUCAAUUCUGGGCUACGGCACCUUAUUACGUUGCUGGCUCGUCUUAG